Molecule: messenger RNA, 1064 nt
Organism: Brassica oleracea var. oleracea
Lineage: Eukaryota; Viridiplantae; Streptophyta; Magnoliopsida; Brassicales; Brassicaceae
Product: putative cyclin-D7-1
Exons: 5
Coding region: 45-1064 (339 amino acids)
Biological process (GO): mitotic cell cycle phase transition; regulation of cyclin-dependent protein serine/threonine kinase activity
Cellular component (GO): nucleus; cytoplasm; cyclin-dependent protein kinase holoenzyme complex
Molecular function (GO): cyclin-dependent protein serine/threonine kinase regulator activity
Source: RefSeq, a predicted model, not a curated record
AAAAAAACCGAAUACCUUAAAACCGGUUUAACGAACCGGUUCCAAUGGAUCAUCUUCUGUGUGACGAGUCAUGGUUGUCGGGUCCUUCGACCCCGGAGCCUUUUCCAAACUUGCGCUUGAAUAUUCACGACGAUCACGUGGAAAUGUCUCCAGCCAUGGAUGCAGCAACGGUAGAGGAAGCCAUUUCUAUGGAUUUGGAGAAAGAAUCAUGUUUCAGUAAUCACGGAGACAAGUUUAUUGAGUUUCUUGUUUCUAAGAAUUUAACCGAUGCUAGGUUUCAAACAGUUCAAUGGCUCAUUCAGACUCGGAAUCGUUUGAAUCUAUCAUUUGAAACGAUUUUUUCCGCCGCGAGUUGUUUUGAUCGGUUCGUCUAUGCGACUAGCUGCAAUGAAUGGAGUAAGUGGAUGGUGGAGUUAGUUGCAGUAACCUCAUUAUCGAUCGCAUCAAAAUUUAACGAAGUUUCUUCCCCUUCACUUGAAGAUUUUCAAAUGGAAGGGCUAAAUCAUAUGUUUCACCAUAAGACCGUUCUUGAGAUGGAACUCAUUGUAUUGAAAGCUCUAGAAUGGCGUGUUAACUCGGUCACGAGUUUCUCUUUUUCGCAAAUACUUGUUGCUACAACCGGGAUGGGAGGAGGAGACAUAAUGAUGAAUCGUAUCACAGAUCAUUUGCUAGAUGAUUUAUGCGAUUUGAAGAUGCUAGCAUACGCACCAAGUGUAGUGGCGGUUGCGGUUGUGUUGGAUUUUUUAGAAGAGAAAGCAGCUCUAGAGGAGAAUCUUGGAAAAUUUAUGAAUCUCUUUGGAGAAGAACACAAGGUGAGAAUUGCGAAAUGUAUUAAUGUUAUGAAAUCUCGAAACGUGGAAGAGGGCUGGAGAAGAGAAGUGAAGAGUCCAGCCAGUGUGUUGCAGAGAGGAGACGUGAUGAACAUGAACAUGAACAUUGUUUAUUACGUUGAGAAUCUUUCUGCCAUUUUUCAGAUUUUACGAUCCGAUAAGAAGAGAGAAAGAGAUAGUCACGAAGACGAGAAUCGUCCUGCAAAAAGAGUGACGUUUGUUACGUCAAAUUAA